This is a messenger RNA of Rattus rattus (black rat), 1488 nucleotides long. RefSeq names its product sperm motility kinase X-like. Gene Ontology annotation, cellular component: cytoplasm. Gene Ontology annotation, molecular function: protein serine/threonine kinase activity; tau-protein kinase activity; ATP binding. Gene Ontology annotation, biological process: microtubule cytoskeleton organization; protein phosphorylation; intracellular signal transduction. Lineage: Eukaryota; Metazoa; Chordata; Mammalia; Rodentia; Muridae. The record is from RefSeq and is a predicted model, not a curated record.
AUGGACAUUGUUUUACCUGUUCCUGGCAAAGCCUCUGAACUGGGAACAAGCAGGGUAAUUAACGAGACGGAAUUUGAGCAUAUCAACAUAUUCUGGGGCCUGAUUUUAAAUGUCUGUUUUAUUUCUCAUUGCAAGUUUCAUUCUAGCCAUAUAAAGGAGGACCUGAUCAUGGAGCAGGACCCAGAGAGCCGGGACUCUAUCGAGAACUUUACCACUGACUAUAAGAUCAUAAGAACCCUGGGAAGGGGACGAUUUUCAGUGGUAAAAGUGGCAUACCACAUCCCAACCCUCACCUGUGUAGCUAUAAAAGUUCUCAAGAACACCGAGAAGUGCUCCUCAGUGAUGAGCAGGGAAGUUGAGAUUCUAAAAUCCCUGGGCCAUCCUCAUAUCAUCAAGGUGGUCGAAAUGGUCCAGACAAGAGAGGCCACCCACCUGGUCAUGGAGCAUGCCUCUCAGGGAGACCUACUGGACCGAAUCCGGGAAUGUGGAUAUUUAAAAUCGUGGGAGGCCCGAAGAAUGUUUAGACAGAUAUUAGAGGCAGUACAAUUCUGCCAUGACAAUAAUAUUGUCCACCGAGACAUAAAGGCCAACAACAUUGUGAUAGACGGAAGGGGGAAUGCCAAGCUCUGUGAUUUUGGCCUCGCUGCUAAAACACUUCCUGGGCAGAAGCUGAUUGAUUUCUGUUACGCGCUGCCAUGUCUGUGCCCAGAAUUCUUUGAAGCUGAGGAAUAUGAGGGCCGCCCAUUUGACGUAUGGAGUGUAGGUGUCCUCCUCUUCUUCAUGGUGACUGGGCACUUGCCUUUCCUAGGCAAGUCAUUUGCAGAGGUGAGGAGACAAAUCAGUUCAGCCAAUUUCAGCAUUCCGCCUCAUGUUGCCAACGAUAUUUUCAAUGUUAUAGUGGAAUUGCUGAUGAUAAACCCCAGCAGGAGGCCCAGCAUCCAGCAAAUUAUGAUGCGCCCCAUGAUCAAAGACAGCCAGGCCUACUCACCACCGACAUCCAUACAGAUGUUCACAGCAACACCAAGCCCUAGCAUCAUCAAAGCCAUGAGAGUCAUGAGGCAUACACCUGAGAAAAGCACUGAGUCUCUGAUAGACCAAAAUAUCAACGAGGUGCUGGCAACACACUUGAUUCAACAGCACAAGCCACUCAGGAAAGUCUGCACAUACCACCAAGUGGAGCCAGGUCUAGAAGAUCUUUACUCCUUCCCUCGUUUUCUUAAGAGAGAGGGACCUCUUCUCUCCUCCUUCACCUUGUCCUCACAUUCAUCCAAUAUGCGGGAGAAGGAGGAUAGGAAGAAUUCCAGGAAGGUUGUCAGAAGGCAUGCUAUGGGCUACCAGCAAACAAGGACCAACACUCUUCACCUCGACCUCCUGGAUUGUCCUAUAGCUGAAGAAUGCAAGGAUAACAGGCUGCAAACCAGGAAGACAUUCUCAGACUCCAAGACUGUGUUGUCUUGUAGUCUAACUGAACAUAUCCAGUCACCUUGA